Molecule: messenger RNA, 1116 nt
Organism: Alosa alosa (allis shad)
Lineage: Eukaryota; Metazoa; Chordata; Actinopteri; Clupeiformes; Clupeidae
Gene: tmem256
Product: transmembrane protein 256
Source: RefSeq, a predicted model, not a curated record
CUGCGCUCGGAUUGGAUACACAUUAACCACAGUUUCCUGUAUCCUUCGCUGUUGAACUUGCUCGCUACAAUGACUGCGUCCCAAGUUGUUACGAGAUUAGCUGGCGUUUCUGGGGCGCUUGCCGUGGCCGCUGGGGCUUAUGGAGCACACGGCUUCAGACGGAGUGACAGAGAGGAUUACUUGAAAGAGUUGUAUGAGACCGCAAACAAGUAUCAUUUCUACCACAGCCUGGCGCUCGUAGGUGCAGCCCGCUGCCGAAAGCCUGCACUGGCUGGCACCAUACUACUGGCUGGCAUGGGGUGCUUCUGCGGAUCCUUGUACCAUCAAGCGAUUACUGGUGACCCUGGCCUCAGCAAGGUGGCACCAAUCGGGGGCACACUGCUCAUUGCUGGCUGGGCUGCAAUGAUCCUUUAAACUCUGAACUUUGACCUCUCUCUCACUCAAUUGGUAGCCUUGCACUUAAAUUCCUCAGUGUGAUUUAACAUUAAAUCCAUAGCUUGACAUGAAAUGUUAAUGAUAAUGGUGGACCUCACAUCUAUGAAUUAUGGGUAUAAUAGCAGAGGAUCUGGAUGGCUUUUGCACAGUCUUCGCUGGCCACUCACUGUCACAGACUCUUUUUUUUUGUGGCAUCUGAGUUACAGUUACCCAGAAUUCCCUAGUAUCUAGAGAGACCUGCACUGCUUAUGUUAAUCUGGCGUAUUGUAUUCUGUUGAAGUUGACCCGUACUGAAGGUUUUAUGCCGCCUGUGUCUGCCAUGCCAGGCUCAGGGGGGAGAGAGAAAAAGAGAGACAAAAUGUUGUAAUGUGUGUCUUAUCACAAACCUCCGUUUCAGACGUGUCUGUGGGACGAAGAUAAGACCUCAGGAUCACAUACCCCUCCUAUCCCCUUCUUUGACUCUUCUACUUUCUAUCACCCCUCCCCCCCUCCACACACACACACACACACCUAUCACCAUGGAAAUUGCUGUUUCUUUUGUUUCUGUUUCUGUUUCUACUGCCCAACAAUAUAUAUAAUAUUUUUUUUUUUUUGAUUCGACCAUGUGUGUAUAUAUGUUCAAACUAUUGUGUUUUUCCCCUUUCAGUGUGUACCGAAGAAUAAAGCUUUUUUUGAUGCAAA